AUGAGAAGAAUCGACGAUAGAUGGACUGAAAGAAUGCUAGAGUGGAUCUUGAAAGAGGCCGCUAACGAGGAUCCUUGGGAGUACAAUCUGUUUUGGACUCCGAAGCAUUAUCAUCGCGAGAAGAAAUUCAAAGAUCAGUUGGAAAUUAAAACUGAGAUCGUCGGCUUCUUCGACCUGCAGCGGCCAAUGAAGGCUGUCGGAUCGUUGGACACAUGGUAUAAACCUGAUGGAAUGCUUCUGCGAUAUCUCUGUGUGCCUCUUACUGCACGGCAGGAAACACGCAUGAGAGAUCGACCCGCCAUCAGCAUGGAAAAUUACACUAUAUACUGCGGCGAUGCUGAUGAGAACAAAAUUGUAAGUGCCCACGCACCUACAGAAACCGCUGAGGACAACAAUAAGGACGCCUUCUAUGAUGAACUCAAUGCGUUGAUCUCUAAGAUAACCGGCCAGCAGUUGGUCAUUGUCAGAAUCCACGCAAAUGUAAAGAUGAGACUCGAACAGCAAUCCGAGGUGCUAGGAAAAUGGUAUCAUCCAAUGGAGCGCACGUCGGGCAACGGUAACCGUCCGAACAGAAGGGCCUCAUCAUCGCUUCCACGUUUAAGAGGAAUCAUCGACGCCAUCAGCUCACGUGGGAGGGAUCAAACCUUUUAA
This is a messenger RNA of Necator americanus (New World hookworm), 651 nucleotides long. RefSeq lists its product as uncharacterized. The record is from RefSeq and is a predicted model, not a curated record. The coding region runs from base 1 to 651 and encodes 216 amino acids. Lineage: Eukaryota; Metazoa; Nematoda; Chromadorea; Rhabditida; Ancylostomatidae. The transcript is spliced from 4 exons.